Molecule: messenger RNA, 6234 nt
Organism: Lytechinus pictus (painted urchin)
Lineage: Eukaryota; Metazoa; Echinodermata; Echinoidea; Temnopleuroida; Toxopneustidae
Exons: 2
Coding region: 404-2092 (562 amino acids)
Source: RefSeq, a predicted model, not a curated record
AUCAGAUCAUCAACUAUCACUUGAGCGUGCGUGCGUGGAGGGUGGACGUAUUUUUCUUGAGCUCUGAUAAUAUUAUCAAAUUUUUGCCUAUAUAGGCCAACUUUGCAUAGAUUUUAGGACCAAACAGGCGAUAUAUGUUGCUAUUAUGAUCAUAACCUUGUUUAAGGUGGAAUUUUGGUUCAGAUUACUGAGAUUUCCUUGGUUUAAUCACUGACUUCAGAUCUUCGAAUAUCGCGCCAUUUCAAUUUCUGCACACGUUACAACUCGCGAGUCAGCCUUCGCACAUCACCGUCUCGAUCUCUGCCGCUCACUAGGCUAGUUUUGCACCGAUGCCCCGCUGAUUGCCCCGGUACUUUUUCGCAAAAUUAGCAUACUCGUUCAAGAUUUCUUCGGAUCAAAGAGGAUGGCGAAGGAUAAAGCAGAUUCUCAGGAUCAAGGUAAAAUCAGUAAAAUUCAGCAGAAACUGACAAAGAUUUCGCCGUUUAGUAAAAAAGGAGAGAAAAAAAAAUCUGACAUAUUGAAUUCUAAGUCGGAUGCUAUCGCAGCGGCGGAAAUGUCUGAAAGCGAAAGCAAGCCAUGCAGUAGCACGGAAAUAACCGGCACAGCAGCACUGGUAACAGAUCUAGACAUUCAAGGAGCUGGAGUCGAACGUAUUGGGAAAACAAAACGCACAAUUCUGCAAGAGGAAGAGCAUGUUGUCAGUAUCCAGGAAUCAUAUUCUAAGAAACAACAAAAGAGAAAGCCUAGUAGUACUAGUAGUACUGGUACCACAGGUAAGAACACACAAGCACCGAGUAAGAAACUGAAAAACAAGACUAGCAGUGGUGCUGGUGCCGGUAAGUCUGACUCUGAGAAAUUUGUCUGCCAUUAUUGCAACAAGUCAAAUGUCUCUUGCAUGAUUGAAUGUGAAGCAUGUGAACAGUGGUCAUGUCUAGAAUGCCAUAGCAUUACUACUGAGGUGUACAAAAUCUUUGAAGUGGAAGAAAACAAGAUGCACUGGUUUUGCCGUAAUUGUGAGUCAACAGCUAUUUCUGCUGCUAAACAGUCGGUAACUAAGACUGCAGCAGCCAUGAAAAAAGAUAGAGAGCUAGAACAGGUACAUGAUUUCAAUAUGCUGGCUAACAAAUUAGAAACAAAAAUCACAGAAAAGAUGAAUGAAGUACUGCAAGAACUAAGAGGAUCUGCUAAACCUGCUGUGGUAAAUUCCCAUGUAGAUAGUGGGAAGGGUUACAGAAACUACGCUGAUGUAGCAAAGAGCUCUGUUGUUGGUGAUAUGCAAGACUAUGCCGACAACACUGGUCCCCUUCAAGCUCCCAGCAAAGGGAAACAAAGCAUGUCCCUAAACAACACUAAUGCUGGAAUAGCAGCAGUAGAGGAGAUGAUAGAAAGAGAAAGAAGAAAGAACAAUCUAGUGGUAUUUAACCUUCCUGAAUCAACAGCACGUUCUCCAAAGGGCAGACAGGACUAUGACAAAAAGAUUGUUGAUGAACUGAUCCUAGAUGGGAUGGGUAUCGAAGGAGUAGAAGUAAACAAAGUUACAAGACUUGGUGGUAUUGGCCAAAACAGGUUCUCUAAGCCGAGAGUAACCUUGAUUGAACUACAGGACUCCUCAACCAAAAAUACUCUGCUGAGAUCUGCUAAAAAUCUCAGAAAUAAGGAUAUGUGGGCCACAACCUACAUUGCUCCUGAUCUGACACCGAAUCAACGCAAACAACGAAAAGAACUCUACACCGAACUCAGACUGAGGAGAGCCAAUGGUGAAGAGAACAUAGGUAUACGUCAUGGAGAGAUUGUUAAGCUUAGGGACAGAGCAGUUCGCAGACAAUCAGUAAUGGAAAUCAGUCUCUCUGACCUCCUCAAGGGAAGUAAAAAUUCUAGACCUGAUGAGGCGAAAACCCAAUCAGAAGAGACGAUGGCAAGCACCACAACUUCCACUAGUAGAGAUGAUAGUUACCGGGAUAGAUCCCAUGAACAAGGUCAGUCUCCGCAACUCAACAAGACGCUACAUGUAGAUGCUGACAGUGUUGCUGCUGGUGCUGUCGGAGGAAGCCCUUUGGACAUCCCUGACGAUCAACAACAGCUGCAUGCGUGACUACCAGUGCAAAAUAUAAACAUGGUAUUAUCAGGAAAACCAGAAGUCCUAAAAGCUAAUUACUUGAAAGUUUUGUACAGUAACUGCGAUUCACUGAGCAAUAAACUAGAAGAUCUCCAGUUAGAAAUUGAGCGAACAGAUCCUGACAUUAUAAUGUUAACUGAAAUUAAACCUAAGUAUAGCAGAUUUGAAUUACUAGAACCUUCAAUAGCCAUUAAAAACUACAAUGUGUAUACAAACCUUCAUAUUGAUAAUAUCAGAGGGAUUGCAGUCUAUUCGAAACAGUCAUUAAAUGUAACAGAGAUGGAUUUUGAUACAAACUUCAAAGAGAUUGUUGGAUGCCGUAUUGACUUUGGUGAGCAAUCCAGUAUAUAUUUCAUUUGCGUGUACAGGAGCCCGUCCAGUUUCCAAGAGAACAAUGAUAAACUAAUCAGCGUGUUUGAAAAAUUGGAAUCUAUGAUCUCGGCGCUAAAUUCAUGUAAUAUUCUAGUUAUAGCUGGAGAUUUUAACUAUCCUGAAAUUAACUGGCAAACGAGUUCGACUAGAAACCAAUGUAACCCAGCAGCCUCUAAAUUUGCUGAAUGUUUGCAGGAUUUGUUUUUUACACAAUUAGUUGACUCGCCAACGAGAUAUAGGGUUGCCCAACACAGUAACACCCUGGACCUGGUUAUUUCAAACAAAGCUGAAACAAUAUCUGAUAUUGUGUGCGGACCUCCCCUCGGAAAAAGUGAUCAUUGCACCUUACACUUCAAUGUGGAUAUUGACAUUGGUGAUAGAAAGCUACUAUCCUCUAAGUCUUUGCUUUUCAACAAAGGGAACUAUGAUCAAAUGAGAGCUAAUAUGUCCAAGAUUGACUGGGAUGAUCUCCUCGUAGAUUUGGACUGCAAAGAUUCAUGGAAUGUCUUUUCAGAUACUAUUCAUAGACACAUAGAGGAAUGUAUACCUAAAUCCCGCAUGACCAACAAAAGGAAGCGAAAAGUUUAUACAACUAAAAGAUCUAAUGCAUUAAGCAAAAGGAAAAAUAGAGCAUGGAAACGUUACAAAAGCACGCUGAGUCAUGAGGAUUUCAGAUAUUAUAGAGAAAUCAGUAACUCGUUACGGAAAUUGACACGUACUCUCAGGAUUACCUUUGAAAAAGACUUAGCAAAGAACGCAAAAAGUAAUCCGAAAGACUUCUGGCGAUAUGUAAACUCUAAAGUCAAACUGAACAAAGGAAUUGGAUCCCUUGUGUUAGAUAAUGGAGAGAAAUUAUACAAAAGUGAGGAUAUUGUGUCGGCACUUAAUGAAGCUUUUUCAAAGGUCUUUACGAAAGAAGAUGACUCAAAUGUUAUGACACCAGAGUGGAGUCAUGAGGGAUCUACUUUGGGUUCCAUCAACUUCACACAAGAGAAAGUGGAAAAACAACUUCUUUCUCUAAAUCCAAAUAAGUCGGCUGGACCUGAUGGUAUUCAUCCUCGAGUAUUGAAAGAGUUGGCUAGAGAGAUCAGUUACCCUCUUACAUCCAUAUUCAACUUGUCCAUGGGAGAAGGGUAUUUGCCAUUAGACUGGAAGAAAGCCAACAUCGUGCCUAUUCACAAAAAGGGCAGUAGACAAAAAGCAACAAACUAUAGACCUAUAAGUCUAACUUCUAUGGUCUGCAAGGUAAUGGAAUCUCUUGUAAAAGACGAGAUAAUGGAUCAUGUCAAGGAUAACAGUCUCCUUCACAAUGCUCAGCAUGGUUUUACUCCAGGCAGAUCCUGUUGCACUCAACUAAUGGUUCAAAUGGAAAAAUGGACUGAUCUCCUUGACCAUGGAAGACCGAUUGAUAUACUGUACCUUGAUGUUAGAAAAGCUUUUGACACAGUCCCUCAUCAACGCUUACUCAUGAAAUUGAAAGCAUACGGAAUAGAUGGUCAUGUAUUGAAAUGGAUUGAGGCCUUUCUUGUAGGAAGAAUCCAGAGAGUCGCCCUAAGAGGAGAGUAUUCUGACUGGUCUCAGGUAGUCAGUGGAGUAGCGCAAGGUAGCAUCCUCGGGCCCCAGCUUUUCAUCCUCUAUGUCAAUGAUCUUCCGUACAGAGUUUUCAAUGACAUUCAGAUCUAUGCUGACGAUACCAAGAUUUAUGGAGAGGUAUUUUCAAAUAGCCAACAUCUAUCACUACAAAAAGAUCUGUAUGAAGCCACAAAAUGGGCAAACUCCUGGCUCCUUAACUUCAAUCUGUCCAAAUGUAAAGUUAUGCACAUGGGUCGCAACAACAAUAACUCUACAUACUACAUCGACGACCAGAUACUUGAAGAGACCAAGGCUGAGAGAGACCUAGGAGUACUCGUUGAUAAUGAACUUAACUAUCAUGCACAUGUAGCUCAAGCAGUAAAUCGAGCUAACCAGAUGCUGGGACUCAUAAAGAGAACAUUUACAUACCUAUCUAGAGAAACGUUACCUGUCCUGUUUAAGUCACUAGUUCGUCCUCUACUUGAAUACUGCAAUGUUAUAUGGUAUCCAAGAUUCAAAUUGGAUGCCAUCAAGAUAGAGAAGAUCCAGAGAAGAGCCACCAAGCUAGUGCCUGAACUGAAGCAUCUAACUUAUGAAACAAGACUGAAGGAACUCAACAUGUUCUCUCUACAUUACAGAAGAAUCAGAGGUGAUAUGAUUGAAGUUUAUAGAAUUAUGUAUGGACUGGUAGACUUUGAUCCAGAUCUCUUCUUCACACCCAUAGGCCAAAGUAUCACUCGAGGUCAUCACAUGAAGCUGUACAAAUAUAGAAGCAACUCAUCGCUAAGGAAAAACAGCUUUAGUCAGAGAGUGAUUGACUCCUGGAACAGUCUUCCUUCUUCUGUAAUCUCGGCAUCCACUUUAAACAUUUUCAAAACUAGACUGGACAAACACUGGUCCUCCAUGCACCAAAUUCUCCCAUAAAUAUCCGCCCUCCACACACGUUUAGUUGUUUUAAAGACCAGUUUAAGAAUCUUCGAAGGAAUGAUCGGAAGCACUACAGGACUACCUACUUCUUCCGUACAACGAUGAUGAUGAUGAUGAACAUAUUCAUCACUCCACGCCCAACUUGGACACCAAGCAACAUCAUUCAUUCAUAAAUCCAAUUCAGAUAGCUCGAUAGGCUACAAAAUUCCAACUUUAUCAUCAUUAAUAGACUGCAGUCAGUGUCGGCUGAGCUGACAAACAGUGAGUUUAUACCAACAAGGAAUAGUCAAAUAAAAGAUUUAUCAAUUAACACAACUCCAACUCAAUUAAGCAAUACGACACAAAGAAAACAAAAUGGUCGCAGUCAUCUUUAUUUCGGAAGACAAUGUACGACGAGUAGGGAUUAUGAUGAGUGAAACGCGAUGCGAUGCGGGUCUGAAUUCGACCGGGGCAUUCUCAGCGGACAAAAAUAACAUUUGUCUGCUUUACAAGCGCGAGGACCUGCACAAUGCCCCUGCCAAGUUCGCCGAAAAUUCAUUACGAACAUAGCCUGUUUCUUCCACCAAUUUCAUACAGAUUAGUUUGAAAAUGAUAAGUAAUGGGUUAUCUACCUACCGAUAUAUGAUAUAAGGUUUUUCCUGCCCCGUUCAAGCUCCUUUCGCAGCUGUUUUCUUUCUUGUUUGCAGCGUUCGUUGCCACAUUUCUCACGCACGGCCAUUUUCAUAAAUAUGAGUUAAUAGGCCGACGUCACAGCUCUAGCUAUCGCUAGCUUGUGUACAUGACGUCAUCUUGCGGGAAUCACCCCCUUUAUUAUUUUCCGUAUUCGAUUCACGUCCACACCAGCGAUUCAGACCCAAGAACCUCACCGUACCCGUACCGGUCUCUGGUACGCGCAACCCGGCCCCGGGAGUGCCCCUAACUUGGCAUGCCCCUAACUUUAGUCCUUCGUCGCAAGCUUCGACUGUCGACAGAAGAUAAGACAGAGAUUUGAUCGAGGAUUGUAUUAUUUUGUGAACGUCUGCAUCUGGUAGUAAUUUCACCGUGUAACGUGUAUUUUCUGUGGGGAACAGACGUUGGAAAAUUACAAAUACUGAUCACUGUAAAAGUGUAAAUAACUUUAAUAUAAACGAAGGACUGGUACUACUGAACCAAGACUGGAAACAAGGCCCUACUGGAGUCCUGGCUGCCAUCUACAGGACACCUAGUCUUAGCUCUUUGUCUUCCUGUUCAAGUUUGACUGGUGCCAC